AUGUUGGUAACAUACCAAAAUAACCGGUUGAUACCGGCAGUCAUCAUUGCCGCAUGUUUUUUUCUGUUUUACUGCCUCAUCGAUCCCUCGCUAGAGAACUAUGGACACACUCCGUACGCUGCGAAACAGAAGGGCAUCGUAGUUGAAGAAGUGGAACUUGCAGAUAGUGCGCAGAGGGUGGUUGACCUAAGCACAACAGUGGAAAAGGCAGAGACAGAGGCACCCGCAGAAAAGGUGGAAUAUGUUGCCCCAACCAGCAGCAACAAGGGCCCUGCCAAAGACAAAACAGCUGCCAAGGCCAUUUCGUACAAUGGUCUCUCAACGGACGACGUCCUGCUGAUUGUCAAAACUGGCGGCACAACCGUGUGGAAGCGCAUGCUGGUGCAUCUUACGACUACCCUCGAUCAAGACCGCAUCCCCAUGGACAGCACCGUCAUCUACUCUGACUUGCCCGAGCGCAUUGGUGCCUUCAACAUCGUUGACGUGCUAGCAAACAUGUCUUCCACGGCCAAGGCUCAGCCUGAUUUUGACGUGUACCGCCAGCAGCCCGAAUACAUGGCCAACAACUACUAUGUCGAGGCCGCAGGAGUCAAUGGCGAUGAAUGGGGCCCCGUGGGAGGCUGGAUCAUCGACAAGUACAAGUUUAUACCGCUCGUCCAGCAUGCCGGCGACAACUGGCCCAAAGCCAAGUGGUACAUCUACAUGGAAGACGACGCAUACCUCUUCCUGCCAGGAGUCCUGGGCUAUCUGGCCAAAUUCGACUGGAAGGAGCCUCACUAUCUGGGUAGCUAUGCGGCCAAGUCAGACGUCAUCUUUGCCCACGGUGGAGCGGGCUUUGCGCUGUCCAGGGGCGCAUGGGAGCAGUCCUUUGGAAAGCAGGGUAACGAAAACGGGGGCCUGACGGAGGAGUAUUACCAGUACACGGCCGACCACUGCUGCGGUGAUCAGGUGCUCGCCCACGCGCUGCGGAAGCACGGCGUCAAGUUUGGCGAGAACGGCGGCGACGGCAAGUUCACCUUUGGCUUCAACCCCGUGGUCCAUUGGGCCUUUGCCUUUGCCAGCGCCAACUGGUGCAGCCCGCUGCUGUCGUGGCACAAGGUGCACAACCGCGAUAUCGCCCGCUACUACGAGGUGGAGCAGCGCUGGGACUGGAGCAAGGGACCGCUUCUGCAUCGCGAUUUCUUCAACGAGAUGAUCCUGCCCAACAUCAAGGAGCACGCCGAGUGGUGGGACAACUAUUCCGGCGUAUACGAGGUCGCUUCAGGCAACCGAGAGUGGGCCGCAAAACCAGGGCCCGACAACGGCAAAUACGACGAGGCGCUCUGGAGCAAGGCGUGGGAGUCGGUAGAGGCGUGUGAGGCAGCGUGCCAGGGCUGGACCAAGUGCAUGCAGUGGAAUUUCGUGGAGGAUCUGUGCAAGAUGGACGACAAGGUGUAUUAUGGCCAAGGAUAUGCGCCUGGAAUGAGUCAGAGGAAGACGUCGUUGAAGCACACAAGCGGGUGGAUGUAUAAGCGGUUGGAGGAAUGGAAGUGCUGA
Trichoderma gamsii is the source of this 1536-nucleotide messenger RNA. RefSeq lists its product as hypothetical. Bases 1 to 1536 code for a protein of 511 amino acids. Gene Ontology annotation, cellular component: membrane. The transcript has a single exon. NCBI's taxonomy places the organism in Eukaryota, Fungi, Ascomycota, Sordariomycetes, Hypocreales, Hypocreaceae. Gene Ontology annotation, molecular function: glycosyltransferase activity. The record is from RefSeq and is a predicted model, not a curated record.